This is a messenger RNA of Eufriesea mexicana, 1069 nucleotides long. Its product is annotated as zinc finger protein 64 homolog, isoforms 1 and 2-like. Lineage: Eukaryota; Metazoa; Arthropoda; Insecta; Hymenoptera; Apidae. The record is from RefSeq and is a predicted model, not a curated record. The coding region runs from base 1 to 720 and encodes 239 amino acids. Gene Ontology annotation, molecular function: DNA-binding transcription factor activity; RNA polymerase II cis-regulatory region sequence-specific DNA binding. The transcript is spliced from 2 exons. Gene Ontology annotation, biological process: regulation of transcription by RNA polymerase II.
AUGAGAGAGGGAACGAUCGGGGAACGCACGGAGUUACUCGACGUGACCGACGGCUAUGUCGCAACUGCACGAAUUAACCUGGAAAACGAAGAGGUUAAGGCGUACGCGGAGAACCGCGUGGUCGCGGCCGACGAGACUUUCGAAGAUGAAGACGACGAUGAGUCCGAAAGCGUGGAAUACGCGACGGCUGGCUUUAAGGAAGAUAGGCAAGAGUAUAAGUAUUCUUGUCUGAGAUGCUUGAAAAGUUACAAGAGAAAGGGUCACCUGGUAGAACAUCAGAAAAUAUUCUGCGGCAAGGAUAAGCAGCAGUGUUGUCCGUAUUGCGUUUUUCGCACGUACAAGAAAUCGAAUUUGAAGAAGCACAUCGGAUAUUGUGUUUCAGGUGAACUGAUCCUUUGGGAGGACUAUCAGGUAUUCGAGCCUACGACGGUAACCGAGAGGGACGAGUUUCGUUCGGAAAGAUGCUCUUACGAGGCUAAUUAUUUCGGGUCCGAUCGCAAGUCUGUCCGAGUGUUCAGGAACAAAAGCACGGAUCCCCUCGCAGACAGAUACAAGUGUUCGAAAUGUUCGAAAUCUUAUCGUUGGAAGCAUCAUUUGGUGGAACACGUAAAGGCGUCUUGCGGUCAGAAGAAAGCCGAAUGCUGCCCUUACUGUAGUUACAGAAGCAAUCGAAAGUGGAACCUCAAGUCUCACAUGAAGAGGAUUCACGCGGACGUUUAGAUCUUCGAUCCGUAUCGUUCGUGGCUGUUUCACGUUUUCUCGCUCCUUCGUCGUCCGACUUGCGAUAAAACGUUUACGUUUCGAUUUGCGACCGAGCUCGAAGCUCGUCGACCAUUCCCUCCUCUCCUCCAUGCUCUCCUUCGUCUUAAACGUUUCGUUUCCAGCCUUCUUUUCACCCUCUGCCGCCGGCUACACCUGUCACACGCCUACGCGCGAUCCGAAUCUAUCAAAGGUACGUUCCAGUCUACGCGAUUUUUUCCCUCCUCAUCCUCUGUCACCGAUGCGGCCCUCUCGCUUUCUCUCCCGAUAUCCUCUCGUUCCACGCCCUUUUAUUUUCCCCCCUCUCCUU